AUGACAUACCGAGCCCUCCCCGCUGGCAGCGCAUAUCAUCCGUUCGCAUCCGCAACUGUAUAUGUUACAGGGAAGGUUCAGGUGAUAUAUCCACAUCUAUUCUUUUCAUUAUAUUUCAGCCUCAAAAAGUUUCGGCAGUGGAUAUAUAAAGUCCAUCCUCAAAAUAUAUCAUUCUCUUUAGCACAAUGUGCGAAUACACAAGGAACUACUACAUCUACACUUCGUGUAUCGAUCCUGGAGCUCACUACUUCUCGACCUCCAUCGACGGAAGCAAAGAACGCCAAUGUGCAAAAGGGCCCCAUGAGCGAUACAUUGUCGUGCCCGGGCAUUGCCCUUUAUGCUCAUAAAUACCGUCAUCGUCACCAAUCUUCCGGAAUCUCUAUGAGGUUCUACAGAUCAUAUUCGACUUCACGUACCAUGAUUGACACUUUUAUUUCGCGUUUGACCUUGCACCAAUACCCCCAACAUCACAUGGAAGGAUUCUGGACGAUUUUCUUCCGAAACAAACUCCGGGCAUCAACAUAG
Botrytis fragariae is the source of this 525-nucleotide messenger RNA. RefSeq lists its product as uncharacterized. The transcript is spliced from 3 exons. Lineage: Eukaryota; Fungi; Ascomycota; Leotiomycetes; Helotiales; Sclerotiniaceae. Bases 1 to 525 code for a protein of 174 amino acids. The record is from RefSeq and is a predicted model, not a curated record.